Molecule: messenger RNA, 3798 nt
Organism: Morchella sextelata
Lineage: Eukaryota; Fungi; Ascomycota; Pezizomycetes; Pezizales; Morchellaceae
Exons: 3
Coding region: 1-3798 (1265 amino acids)
Biological process (GO): phosphatidylinositol dephosphorylation
Molecular function (GO): protein binding; phosphatidylinositol-4,5-bisphosphate 5-phosphatase activity
Source: RefSeq, a predicted model, not a curated record
AUGCAACAAGAAAAUGCCGAAGAUGAUACACCGCCCGCCUCCGUUUCGUCACUGCGCUCACGCUUUGAGCAAAUGACAUCCUCGAGAUCGCAUCAAGCAGCGCCCGAAGCACCAAAGCCCCUCAGACCAGCACAUACAGGCGUCGACCCGUUCAGAGAAUCACACGAGACCAAUAGCUACACGCGAGCCUCCCUGGACAUUCCCCGAGAAGCCUACUCCAGCAGCCCUGCAGCGCCCCCGGCCAAGAAGUCGUACCGCGAAUACCUUUCCGCGACCGUUCCUGGGCGACUCGGCGGUCACGGCCCCCGCCAGCGGCCGCUCUCAAUGUACAGCACAUUCUCUCCGCCGCUGUCACCUCCGACGUUUCGCGUUGAGUCGCCAAGAUCUCCCCAGUGCCCGCCGCCGCUAAACAUAGAUGCCCGGGAUAAAUCGCCGGAAAGACCAACACCCGCACCCGCGGUUCUCAACGCGCCGUUGAAUGGCACUAAUGCACCAGCAAGGCCCUAUAGUAAUAAUAAGGUUCCGAGCCGUGGAAGCACGCCAUCGCCUGGUACAGAGAAGCGCGCCGCCCCCCCACCUCCCCCGGUGUCUACUUCGGUAAGGGCUGCCGUGAGACCACCCGCGCCGCCGGCGCCCGCGCCAGUUUCGUGCUUUGAUGACCCGCCGAAUUUUGAUCGUAGACCGAGCCUGCCAAAUAAUACUAUUGCGGUGAGACGGGCGCCGCUGAGUCCGGCGUUGCAGGUGGUGCAUGACGAGCAUAAUUGCGCACCGCCGAUCCCGGCAAGGACUUCGAAGCCGAAGAUCACAAGUAAGCCGCCCAUGAUACCCCCGAAAAGCACAAGACCGGAUUUUGCAGGGAUUGCGCUGGCAGCGCCGACGACGUCUUCGGAGGAACGGGUAUCACCGUUUAGCACGCCACCGUCGAGCGCAAAUAACUCGCCGAGUAGGUCGGAUAAUGAGGCAGGGCCAAGACCAAAAAUACAGAGCAAGAUUACGAACAACUCGGCGUAUUAUGCUCCCCCGCCGUUGAGCUACAAUCCACCACCGCCUCCACCCAUACCCCCGAACGCGAACGCAGCACGAGAGAGGAAUGGGAACGUUAUUGAUGUGAGAGCGAGUAAGCCGGCACCACCGCCCCCGCCGAGGAUGUCGAGGGAGGAGGUUAGGCCAAGGAUGAAAUUUGAAGAUUCAGUUCGUGGGCAGAGGACAUCGUUGGACGACGCUGGGAUGAGGCCGGAUUUACCACCGAGGCCAAUUGGAGGAGGUAUAAUUGGAGGGAUCAAGGCUAGGGUCCCGAGCAUGAGGGGACGGAGUUAUUCGCCUCCCAGACAUGCUGAACCUGCUGUUCCUGAAAGGCCUGUACCUAAUCCAUCAGCAUUUCUCCCGCCGCCAAAAAGGCCUGGAACAAAUAGCCAUUCGCCGUCACGGCAGCCAUCACUUGCUAGGAGUAACACUUUUAUUGGGAGCUCAAGAGAUGACCGGAAUACUGGCUACGGUGAUGACUCGGAUGAGGGUGCUGAUGAUCAGUCGUCGCUGAGCGAGUAUCCGGAUUCGUCGCAGGCAAACAGAAGGCUCCCAUGCUUCAAGAAAGGCGUACGAGAAAUCCCGUGUAAAUAUGAUGUCCGAUUGUUCGCUGUCUGCGGGCAGUAUGUGUGUACUACAAGCCACACAACGAACGUGUGGAACAUAGAGACCGGUCAGUGUAUAAUGUCGCUCCCCCACUCUGAGGGCACGCGGAUAACUGCAAUUGCCUUCAAGCCCUCAAUCAAGGUCCAGGAUGAGGGGCGGCAGCUGUGGCUAGGUACCUCACACGGUGAGCUGCUGGAGGUGGAUAUUGCGGGACAGCGGGUGAUCGACUCAAGGUCAAGCGCGCAUGUUAAGAAGGAGAUUGUCCAGAUCCACCGCUGCGGGUAUGAGCUGUGGACGCUCGAUGAGGGUGGGAAGUUACAGGUGUGGGGUCCGGAUGUGAACGGCGUGCCAAACCUAAAGAACUCGCCGACGACCUUCAGAAUCCCGAAUAAGCACACGUUCUCACUCGCUGUUGAUGGGCUACUAUGGAUAGGCGCGGGGAAGUCCGUGCAUGUGUAUCAACCCAGUACUGAUCCAAGUAUACCUUUUAACCUGACACAACGACCGUUGGCACCAAGUAAGCCGACAGGUGAGAUCACUUGUGGUGCGGUGGUGAACAGUGAGCCAGGGAAGAUAUAUUUUGGGCACUCGGAUGGCAAGGUGUCGAUCUACUCGAGGACGCAGCUUACGUGCAUCGAUGUCAUCAGUAUCUCGCUAUAUAAGAUCAACUCCAUGAGUGGUGUCGGUGAUUAUUUGUGGGCCGGGUUUAAGACCGGGAUGAUUUACGUUUACGAUGUCCGCUCGAAGCCAUGGCGAGUGCUGAAGGACUGGCAAUGCUCAAACGGGCCUGUAGUCCAAGUAGUCGCCGACCGAACCAGCAUCUGGAAGACCGGCCGCCUGCAAGUUGUCUCCCUCGGCGUGGACAAUAUCAUCCGUCUCUGGGACGGUAUGCUUGAAGAAGACUGGCUCGAGGGCGAGAUGCAAAAGCGCGACGCCGAAUUCUGCUCCUUCCGCGAGAUUAAAGCUCUGAUUUGUACCUGGAAUGCCGGCGCCUGCAAGCCUCAGGACCUGCUUAAAGACGCCGACGACCGCGUUUUCCUCGAAAACGUACUCACUAGCGUCAAGUCACCAGAUAUCAUUGUCUUUGGCUUCCAGGAGCUUGUCGAUCUCGAGAACAAAAAGCUUACGGCGAAAACCCUUCUCAAGGGCGGGAAGAAGAAGAAGGCUGCCGACCACCAAGCCCAUAUGUCGCACCAGUACCGUCUCUGGCAACAGCAGCUCACAAAGUCGAUCGAAACCCACCUCCCACGAGACGAGCCCUAUACCCUCCUGCACUCGGCAAAUCUCGUAGGUCUUUUCACCUGUAUCUUCGUCAAGUCCGCCGAACGCCGCUCGAUCCGAAACGUUAGCGCUGCAACCGUCAAACGUGGUCUCGGUGGUCUACACGGAAACAAGGGCGCCCUCAUCAUCCGUUUCCUCCUUGAUGACUCGUCACUUUGCUUCAUCAACUGCCAUCUUGCCGCUGGCCAGUCACACACUGUCUCUCGUAACAACGAUAUUGCUGCAAUUCUUGAGUCUUCUAGCCUUCCUGCCGACCCAGCAGCACAAGACAUUUUUGUCGGUGGAGGCGACGGUAGCAUGAUUCUUGACCAUGAAAUCUGUAUCCUUAACGGAGACUUGAAUUACAGAAUCGACAUGCACCGCGACUCGGUCAUCCAGAGAUCCAAGAACCUCCAACUCCCCGCAUUGCUUGAGCGCGACCAGCUCCUCAUGGAGCGGAAACGGAACCCCGGUUUCAGGUUACGUGCGUUCAAUGAGUCGCCCAUCACGUUCAGGCCGACAUAUAAGUACGACGUAGGGACGGACACAUACGAUAGCAGUGAGAAGAAGAGGUCGCCGGCGUGGUGUGAUCGAUUGCUGUAUAGAGGGCUCGGGAAGAUCAAGCAGACGGAGAACUCCUAUCGGAGAUGGGAGGUCAGGACAAGUGACCAUCGGCCGGUGUCGGGUGUGUUUGAGAUCAGGCUGAAGACGGUGGAUAAAGCCAGGAGAGGGCGUGUGUGGGAUCUGUGUUGUCAAGGGUAUGAGGCGGUGAGGGAGAGGCAUGUGUGGGAGGCUAAGAUGGACUUUCUGGUCAACGUGUUAGGCUACCAAAUUGAAGAUGCACAACGAAGUAUAGAUACACAGAAGGGCAUGGUCAAUGCCGUGGAGAGUCUACAGGCGGGACUGUAG